Perca flavescens (yellow perch) is the source of this 5078-nucleotide messenger RNA. RefSeq names its product adenylate cyclase 8 (brain) (gene adcy8). Gene Ontology annotation, molecular function: adenylate cyclase activity. NCBI's taxonomy places the organism in Eukaryota, Metazoa, Chordata, Actinopteri, Perciformes, Percidae. The transcript has 18 exons. The record is from RefSeq and is a predicted model, not a curated record. The coding region runs from base 845 to 4561 and encodes 1238 amino acids. Gene Ontology annotation, biological process: intracellular signal transduction; adenylate cyclase-activating G protein-coupled receptor signaling pathway; cAMP biosynthetic process. Gene Ontology annotation, cellular component: plasma membrane.
UCGAUGGAGAGGCACGAGAAGGAGGGUUGAUCCGUGCUGCGGGAGCUCGCGCACUCGACUCCGUCUGAACCAGUCCGAGAGCCUCUCGUGCAAUAACAAGUUUGACAAUUUUGAAUUUCCUUCUGACGGAAAAGGGAACGGAUUAUAUGAACGGAUUCUGAAGUCUUUGUUGUCGUUUUCUUGGCUUCUUCGGUCAUCGGAUUUUGUCUUUUUAUUGUGGCAUCUUUUCCUGAACGUUACCGUAAAAACGGGAAUUAACGUGAUUUGGGCUUUUGUUUUUCUUUGCUCUACAGCGGCACGCGCAAAUAAGAAAAGGAACGGCAAAGUAAACGGACCCAGCUGUGCCAACGACGCGCGAGCCGAUAGAUUCCAUAGCCUAUAUAUAUAGGCUAUAUUUUAUAUUUUUCUUUUCCUGCUGCCUGACACCGCGUGCACCCCGGACCUCCGCCUUUGUUUUUUGACUGAUCCCGGCUGCCCGUGUGGCGCCGCGUGCACCCCUGAUGGUGCGGACGGUCGGCGCACGGUGGCUCGAGCUGCCGUUUGGACACGCCGCCCGGUGAUGGAGAUGAUGAUGAUGAUGGUGCGGGUACGCGGUUGAUUCCGGGAGAUGCUUUUCCACUCGAGUGGGAUUUACGUGCUGUUUCUUAAGUGGAAUCGUUCGCGUGACGAUGACCUCCAACCGCGCUUUACGCCGUGCUGCGCUCGCCCCGAAAUCUUCGAGCUAACCGUUCCCACAGCCGGGAACUGCGGGAAGGGAGGGAUAAUAUUAACCGACGCAACCGUGAGGAGAAGAACCCAGUAACAGCAGCAGCAGCAGCAGCAACAGCAACAAGCGGCAGCGGUGAUGGAGCUGUCCGAGGUCCGGUGCUCCAGCGCGAGCGAGGAGCUGUACACCAUCAACAAGACGCCGAGCAGCAGCAACAACAGCAGCGGCAGCGGCAGCGGCGGCAGCGCGCGACCCAAACGCCUGCUGUGGCAGAACGCGGUGCGGCACAUCACCGAGCAGCGGUUCAUCCACGAGCAGGGCGGGGGAGGCGGGGCGGGGGUGAAGGACGAGCCCUACGACCCGAGCCAGGAGGGCGCGCGGAAGCAUUCCGCGGGGCGGACGUCGGUGGGAGACCGGCACAACAACGGCGGCACCAAGGUGUUCCCGGCGGAGCGCGCGAGCAGCGACCUGGGCUUCCUGCAGAUCGACUGCGCGCCGAGCAACUCGGACUUUUUCCUGAACUGGGGCUACACGUACCGGGGCGUCAUCUUCCCCACGCUGCGGAACUCCUUCAAGUCCCGCGACCUGGAGCGGCUCUACCAGCGCUACUUCCUGGGCCAGAGGCGCAAAUCCGUGGUGGUGAUGAACAUCCUGGACGUGGUGACGAAGCUCACGCUGCUGGUGCUGCACCUGACGCUGGCCUCGUCCCCGAUGGACCCGAUCAAGGGCACGCUCCUGGGCUUCUUCACGGGCGUCGAGGUGGUCAUAUGUGCCUUAGUGGUGGUGCGGAAGGACACCACGUCGCACAGCUACCUGCAGUACAGCGGCGUGGUCACGUGGGUGGCCAUGGCGACGCAGAUCCUGGCGGCCGGCCUGGGCUACGGGCUGCUCGGGGACGGGGUGGGCUACGUGCUGUUCACGCUGUUCGCCACCUACAGCAUGCUGCCGCUGCCGCUCACCUGGGCCAUCAUGGCCGGCCUGUUCACCUCGGGGCUCCACAUCCUGGUCCAGAUGCUCAUCUCCCAGAAUGCACCGCUCUCCACCAACCAGGUAGCGGCUCAGGCUGUGUUGUUCAUGUGUAUGAACACCGCUGGGAUAUUCAUCAGUUACCUGUCGGACCGUGCUCAGCGGCAGGCCUUCCUGGAGACGCGGCGCUGCAUCGAGGCUCGGCUGCGACUCGAGACAGAGAACCAGAGACAGGAGAGACUGGUGUUAUCAGUCCUGCCACGUUUUGUAGUUUUGGAAAUGAUCAACGACAUGACAAAUGUAGAGGACGAACACCUCCAGCAUCAGUUUCACAGAAUCUACAUCCACCGCUACGAGAAUGUCAGCAUUCUUUUCGCAGAUGUUAAAGGCUUCACAAACCUCUCCACGACGCUGUCAGCACAGGAGCUGGUGCGAAUGUUGAAUGAACUCUUUGCACGCUUCGACCGCCUCGCACAUGAGAACCACUGUCUACGGAUAAAGAUCCUGGGAGACUGUUACUACUGUGUGUCUGGUCUCCCCGAGCCAAGACAGGACCACGCCCACUGCUGCGUGGAGAUGGGCCUGAGCAUGAUCAAAACCAUCAGAUAUGUGAGAUCACGUACGAAACACGACAUUGACAUGCGUAUCGGGAUCCACUCAGGCUCAGUGCUGUGCGGUGUGCUAGGACUCAGGAAGUGGCAGUUUGACGUCUGGUCCUGGGACGUCGACAUCGCCAACAAGCUGGAGUCUGGAGGGAUCCCAGGGAGGAUUCACAUCUCCAAAGCGGCGUUGGACUGUCUGAACGGCGACUACGAAGUGGAGGAGGGUCACGGGAAGGACCGCAACGACUUCCUGCGCCGCCACAACAUCGAGACGUACCUCAUCAAGCAGCCGGAGGAGAGCACGCUCAGCCUGCCCGAGGACAUCAUGAAGGAGUCGGCCAGCUCGGCGGACCGCCGCGCCAGCAGCACCACCUUCAACGAAGCGUCCUGGAGCCCCGAGCUGCCCUUCGACAACAUUGUCGGGAAGCAGAACACUCUGGCUGCCCUAACAAGAAAUUCGAUAAAUCUGCUUCCAAACCAUCUCGCACAAGCUUUGCAUGUCCAGUCUGGUCCUGAGGAAAUUAACAAGCGAAUAGAGAGCGCCAUCGACUUAAGGAGUGGCGAUAAGUUGAGAAGAGAGCAUAUCAAGCCUUUCUCACUGAUGUUUAAAGACUCCAGCCUGGAACAGAAGUACUCCCAGAUGAGGGACGAGGUGUUCAAGUCCAACCUGGUGUGCGCCUUCAUCGUGCUCAUCUUCAUCACCACCAUCCAAAGCCUGCUUCCCUCUGCCAGGAUGGUAACCAUGGUGAUCCAGUUCUCAAUCCUCAUCGUCCUCCAUUCCUGUCUGGUCCUAGUUACCACGGCGGAAGACUACAAGUGUCUGCCUCUGGUCCUGCGCAAAGCCUGCUGCUGGAUCAACGAGACGUACGCAGCGCGAAACGUCAUCAUCUUCAUCUCGAUCCUCAUCAACUUCCUGGCAGCCAUGAUCAAUAUACUGUGGUGCGACUUCGACAAGUCCAGCACCUUGAGGAACCAGACGUACAACGAGUCGGUCUCCAUCCCAGACAUCUGCUUCUACCCAGAGUAUUUUGUGUUCACGGGGGUCCUGGCGAUGGUGACGUGCGCCGUCUUCCUGCGGCUGAACUCAGUGUUGAAGUUGGCGGUGCUGCUGGUGAUGAUCGCCAUCUACGCGCUGCUCACCGAAGCUUUCUACACCUCGCUGUUCGUCCGCUACGACACCGUCCACCACAACACAGAAAACUUCCUGGGGACCAAAGAGACGUCUUUGCUCCUGAUGGCCAUGUUCCUCCUCGCUGUGUUUUACCACGGCCAGCAGCUGGAAUACACGGCGCGGCUGGACUUCCUGUGGCGCGUUCAGGCCAAAGAGGAGAUCAACGAGAUGAAGGAGCUGCGGGAACACAACGAGAACAUGCUGAGGAACAUCUUGCCCAGCCACGUGGCCCGACACUUCCUGGAGAAGGACCGGGACAACGAGGAGCUGUACUCCCAGUCCUACGACUCGGUGGGCGUGAUGUUUGCGUCCAUCCCGGGCUUCGCCGACUUCUACUCCCAGACUGAGAUGAACAACCAGGGGGUCGAGUGCCUCAGGCUCCUCAACGAAAUCAUUGCCGACUUUGACGAGUUGCUAGGCGAGGAGCGUUUCCAGGACAUCGAGAAGAUCAAGACGAUUGGCAGCACCUACAUGGCCGUCUCCGGUCUGUCGCCUGAAAAGCAGCAAUGUGAAGAUAAGUGGGGUCACCUGUGUGCGUUGGCUGACUUUGCCAUCGCCCUCAACGAGAGCAUCCAGGAGAUCAACAAGCACUCGUUCAACAACUUUGAGCUGAGGAUCGGGAUGGCCCACGGCUCGGUGGUGGCGGGCGUGAUCGGCGCCAAGAAGCCCCAGUACGACAUCUGGGGGAAGACGGUGAACCUGGCGAGCCGCAUGGACAGCACGGGGAUCAGCGGCAAGAUCCAGGUGCCCGAGGACACCUACCUGAUCCUGAAGGAGCGCGGCUUCGCAUUCGAGUACCGCGGCGAGAUCUACGUCAAGGGCAUCAGCGAGCAGGAGGGCAAGAUCCGCACGCACUACCUGCUGGGCCGCGUGCAGCCCAACCCGCUCAUCAUGCAGCCGCGCAAGAUCACGGGCCAGUACUCGCUGGCGGCCGUGGUGCUCGGCCUGGUGCAGUCGCUGAACCGCCAGAAGCAGAAGCAGAUCCUAAACGACAACAACUCGGGCAUCCUGAAGGGCCACCACCACUACAACCGGAGGACGUUGUUAGCGCCCGGUAGCUCCGAGGUGGGAGCGGGACAUCACCCGGAAGCAGCUGAUAAGACUGAGCUGUCCUGAAGGGCACACGGGAGUUUUAGUUCCACACAGGUGUCCCAGAGGCAGAGCUGCUCUGCAGGCAGAAUACAUUCCAGAGGUUGAGUUAAACUUCAGCCAAUGAGGCUUUCUUUUAAGAUUUGUUUUCUGGCAUUUUAGGCCUGAAUUUUUAUUUGAUAGGUCAGCUUAUACAUUUAAAGGGAGAGAGAGAGAGAGGGGGAGAAAGGCAUGCAGCAAAGGGGACGCAGGUCGGAACCGAACCAGCGGGUGUGACCGGUCUGAUCCAGUCUCGUAGGCUUGGUCGCCGCAGCGUGACGUCAGGUUGCGUUUCUCCAAAAGUUUAAAUCGGUGUCAACUUUUCACCGCAGGCCGCUGCAGGUUUUUACGGCUCCCGCCUCUGGCUAGAGAUGGUCCGAUACGGUAUCGGCUCCGAUACUGCCUGAAAUACUGGAGUUUAUGUACCGAUCCGAUUCCACGUAAUAAAGCCCUAAAGAAAAUCUGAGUUAAAGUAGUUUAUUUAUGUUCUUUUUCUGUUAUAACU